AUGGCAGAACAAGACACAAUCAGCAAGGCCAAGACUGGCAAUGGUAGAUUUGCUGAGCAACUUGAGGUUAGGAAGCUUCUGAAGAAGUUGAAUGAACCAGCUGUUAAGUCUAUUCAGAGUCAUGAUGGUGACAUAAUUGACUGCGUGCAUAUUCUGAAUCAGCCAGCUUUCGAUCAUCCAAAACUGAAGAAUCACAAAAUUCAAGUGAGGCCAACAUUUCUUCCAAAAGGAAGAAGGUUAACUGAAUCAAAGCCAAUUGCUCAAAUGUGGCACCACAGUGGAAGUUGUCCUGAAAGAACCGUUCCUAUAAGAAGAACAACAAAAGAGGACAUAUUGAGGCCAUCAGGAUCUUUCCAACAACAUGGAAAGAAGGAUAACAAGAGCAUCCCAAAUCUAGAGACGCCGAGAAGAAUAGUGAGGAAGGGAGUGAGGCGCGACUGGAACUUCUUCUCUGAAGGUGGCCGACGGGUUCUGCAGGAGGAGAAGUUCGACACUGUUCACAGCAAGGAGACUGGACCUCAUCUUCUUCUCUUGUUCUUUGGACUCGACUGGUUCAGUGAGCGAGAGAGGGAGGAGCAUCACACAGCUGAAGUGAAGGGAGAUGAAUAUUACGGAGCCAAAGCAUUCAUAAACAUUUGGAAGACAAGUGUUCAAAGACGCAAUGAAUUUAGUCUCUCUCAAAUUUGGAUUAUGAAUCAAGAUGAUACUGAUAAUGCCGAAAGCAUCGAAGCAGGUUGGCAGAUCCAUCCAAUGCUAUAUGGGGAUGAUAAACCAAGACUUUUUGCAUAUUGGACAAGUGAUUCCUAUGAACAUACUGGCUGUUAUAACCUAAAAUGUCCUGGCUUUGUUCAAGUUUCCAAUACGGUAUUGAUGGGAGCCACCCUCCAACCAUUAUCUGUCGAUGGUGGUUCUCAAUAUGGAAUCUCCAUCCUUAUCUGGAAGGAUCCACGAAGUGGGAACUGGUGGAUGAGAUUUGGGGAUACAGAUGUGGGAUACUGGCCAGCUUCUAUGUUUGAUUGCCUGUCUGAGAGUGCAUCAAUAAUACAGUGGGGAGGUGAAGUGAUGAACAAGAAAUCUGAAGGGAAACACAAAACAACAGAAAUGGGAAGUGGAUAUUCCGCUCGAGCAGGUUUUGGGAGGGCUAGUUUUUUCAAGGACAUUUCCAUUGUUAAUGAAGAAAAUUAUUUUGUGACUCCCAAGUGCUUCAGCACUUUUGCUGGCAAACCCAUGUGCUACGACAUUGUCCUAAGUGAUUAUUCUGAUGAUUGGGGUGCCAACUUCUACUAUGGUGGUCCCGGAAGAAACCCAUUUUGUCAAACUUAA
Messenger RNA from Neltuma alba, 1323 nucleotides. RefSeq lists its product as uncharacterized. The coding region runs from base 1 to 1323 and encodes 440 amino acids. The transcript is spliced from 8 exons. The record is from RefSeq and is a predicted model, not a curated record. Lineage: Eukaryota; Viridiplantae; Streptophyta; Magnoliopsida; Fabales; Fabaceae.